AAAUUGUUUUUGAAAAAUGCAGUACAGCAGCCGUUCGGAAAAUUAUUCCUCUUCUUUAAGAGAUUCACCACCAAAAUGGACCAGUGGCAAGGAUCAUAAGACUGGAUAUUCUUAUAAAACCUCUGCAGCAUAUCAGUAUUCCAAUACAGGCUCUGGCAGUGGCUCUUAUCAACAGGACAAGCCAAUUGAUAAAAAUAUCGAUCAAUUAGAUGCUCUAUUGGAAGAUUUGAAAAAUGAAAGGGAAAUAACCAGGGACAGAGAUCAUUCUAUGAACUAUAGGACCAUUGAACGUUCAACCAAUGAGGAUCCAUUGACGGGGACCGUUACCAAAACCACAAAAGUUAUAAAAACUUCGAAAAAUAUUAGCGGUGGUUUGGCGGAUGAUAGCGAAUUGUAUCCAACAUCGGAUUACAGUACCCUGAGAUCCAAUGGUACCUUGGUGCGUAAUGAUUAUCAAACGCUGGAAAAGCCCUAUGUUGGAAGCAACCUCUCACCCGGCGGUGGUUUCUAUGAAACAAAACAUCAAACGAAAAUCUAUGAAAGCAAUCGUUCAUUGAAUAAACCCGAAUUUGUGCCAACUGCCAAUUCGACGGUGGUCUCCAACACCCAAACAAAUGCCACUCUCCUACAAGAGGACUUGAAAAAUCUCACCGUCAGUGAAGACAUUCUCCCCGUGCCAGGCACAAAGGUCACAACGACAGUACGCACCUACACCUAUGAGAUACCGGCUAAUGCACCACUACCUACCUCGAAUACAUUGAGUCGUAAAAUUCAAUACAAUACCAUUCAAACGAAUGAAACUAAUAAUGUGGUUCAACCGCAUCCCGUCCAUGCCAUACCCCAGACGGUGGUCUACAAUACGGAAAGUUAUUCCACCUUGAAUAAGGACAACAAACCGGUGGUGUCAAAUGUUAACUAUGAAGUACGUGAACAUUAUGAAACGAACACAUUGAGGAAUAACACUUUGCCAUUGCAACCAAGAAAUCAUCAACAUCCAGUAUCACCAGGACCACUAGGACCAACAUCUGGUGAACCACCAGUUGGCAGUAAUACCAUUGUUUAUAAUAUUCACAAUACGACCACCACAACGAACACGGAAAGGCCCGGAUAUCCCGGACAUAGUCCCAAUAAUCAAGGGCCACGUAGUCCAGUUUCACCGCAACAUGGGCCAGGACCCCAUCAUGGUCCUGGUGGACCCACAACACAUCAUUACAUCUACAAGGAAUCUACUAACACGGUUAAUACCAUUCACGGUGGACCACCACAUGAACCAAAUAAACCACAUGGUGGUUAUCCACCAAAUGGUAGCACCGGUGGUUAUCCACCAACUAAUGGUGGUCCUGGCUAUCCCGGCAAUGGUCAUCCACCACAUACGAAUAUAACCUACAAUUAUUCUUCGACUACCACAAAUACCAGUAAUACACGAGGUGGUCCCAAUUACGGCUCACCAUCGACACCAUUGCCACCAGCACCCUUCCCAGUGGACGGUGUUGUUGAGUAUCCCACAACAAAUGGUAAUCCACCACAGCGUGUUGAGGAGCUAAUGCAAUCUCUGGGAAAUACCGAUUCCGUUGAUAGACCCGAUUUGAACACACCACGCAAACGUGAAAUUGAAACUGCCGUGGCCACGCCCAAUCAACAACAAAUACCAUCGGUUAAUAGAGCUGGUCGGGAAAUCUACUAUCCACCAGGACAUGAAAUGAUGUUGACCAAACGCUCGGAAAUGCAUGCUUCAGGAUCACAAGCUGGCGGACGGUGGGCCAAAGGUUCCGGAAUGUAUGAAUAUGAAUCUGGUUCUAGAUCUAAGACCACUACCAAAUCUGGCGGUGCCAUGGUACCCGUUUGCUUGCCACUCUGCUGUGCUAUGCCUUGCUCAAUAAUGUAAUUCUUGCGAGGAAUGUGC
This is a messenger RNA of Musca vetustissima, 1903 nucleotides long. RefSeq lists its product as uncharacterized. Lineage: Eukaryota; Metazoa; Arthropoda; Insecta; Diptera; Muscidae. The record is from RefSeq and is a predicted model, not a curated record. The coding region runs from base 17 to 1885 and encodes 622 amino acids. The transcript is spliced from 7 exons.